ACGGUAACUGCGGACCUGCUCUCCGCGCAUGUGCAUAAAUACUUCCGCAGGGCAACUUUCAUUUUAGUGAAAACACUUCUUUCGGUUUAAUCGACUCGUUUACUUCAAGAAUGGUGCGUAGUUGCAGUGUGUACAUGUGUACUAAUCGGGACGAUGCAAGAGGAAAAGAGAAGGGGAUAAGUUUUUUCAGAUUCCCCAAAGAUGCUAAGAAACGCCGACUUUGGUUGAGGGCACUGAAUCGGGAUGGAUUUGUACCCAGUGAGCAUUCCUGUGUGUGUUCAGAGCACUUUGUGUCUGGUUGGCACAGUGAUGACCCCUCGGAUGAGAAUUACGGUCCCACUAUAUUCUCAUACAAGGAGAAGCCUGUUGAUGCUGAGAGACAGAGCCGAGCAGCCAGAAGGAAUAUACAGAAGGAUUUUAGAGAAGCAGAGUGCAGGCAGAAGGAGCGAGAGAGUAGGCAGUUGAGCUUUUCCUUGUUCAGCCACUCGUCUUACGCGAAGAGUAAAGAGGAGGAAGGCCAGGAUCCAGAGAGAAGAGAGGCAGAGCAAGAUGACGUUGACAUUGGGGUCAAGCACACAAGAGAUAUGGGUGUACAGUGUGAUCCAGACCCACUGUUACAAGAGAACAUGGCCUUGAAAGCUGAGCUGAGGAGGUUACAGGGUCAUAAGUGGUCGGUUGACAAGAUAAAGGAUGAUGACACCAAGACGAAAUUCUACACUGGACUGCCUAGCUUUGCAGUUUUUAUGUGGCUAUUCAACUACCUGGUGCCCAAGUGCAAAGAGAUGGUGUACUGGAGAGGUUCUUCUGCUACCCCUGGAGAGAGGACACGACCGAGACGCGCGAUGUCAUUGGAGCUUAUAGAUCAGUUUCUUGCCACGAUGAUGCGACUUAAAGAUGGAUUAUAUGUUGAAGAUAUUGCUGAACGCUUUGGAGUGUCGGUGGGGACCUACUCGCAGUACUUCACUACCUGGGUGUGCCUGCUGUUCCAGGAGCUGAGACCGUUGAACCCCUUUCCAUCUCGGGACAUCAUUCAAAGGAACAUGCCUUCUUGUUUUCAUUCUUUUCCAAAUUUAAGAGUUAUUUUAGAUUGCACAGAAAUAUUUGUUCAGAAAUCAAGCAGUCUUGUUAAUCAGAAUUUGUCUUUUUCACAUUAUAAGCAUCACACAACUGUUAAAUUUCUAAUUGGCAUUACUCCAUCUGGUGUUAUUUCUCUUGUUUCAGAAGGAUUUGGUGGUAGAGUGUCUGAUCGACAGAUGAUCGAGAAGUCCCUACUCUUGGGCAUGCUGGAAGAAGGGGAUGGGGUUAUGGCAGAUAAGGGGUUUACUAUUGCAGAUAUGCUAGAGAAAAAGGGCUGUACUUUAAAUAUUCCUCCUUUUCUUUCAUCUUCCUCUCAGUUUUCUCCUCAAGAUGUACUUAAAACUCAAGAAAUAGCAAAACUUAGAAUACAUGUUGAAAGAGCUAUAGGCCGUGUAAAGAAUUUUCAUAUAUUUGAUGGUGUACUUUCUCUUUCUUUAGCCCCAUUAGUUACCCAGAUGUUUUCUGUCUGCUGCUGGAUCACCAAUCUUGAUGUGCCUUUGGUUGACAGUUGAAGUUUUCUUCAGACAGGAUCAGAGCUUUCAUUUCUCUUUCUAAAGGAUCUUCAGUUGUGCUGACUUCCACCUCACUUUCCAUGUCCGGGGCUUCAUCUGGGAUGUUCCAUAACUAAGCCAUGCCUGAGAUAUAAACAUUCGUGAAUAAUUCAUUUGUUGUGCAUGCAUUAUACACUUUUUUAAAAGUGUUUGUCAAGUGCUAUAUUAUAAAUAAAUUAUUUGUGAAUUGA
Saccostrea cuccullata (small rock oyster) is the source of this 1819-nucleotide messenger RNA. RefSeq lists its product as uncharacterized. The transcript has 7 exons. Lineage: Eukaryota; Metazoa; Mollusca; Bivalvia; Ostreida; Ostreidae. The record is from RefSeq and is a predicted model, not a curated record. Bases 111 to 1589 code for a protein of 492 amino acids.